UACUUCAUAAGAGCUCUCAUUGUGAGAGAAAUAUAUGUUGCACAGUAGUGGCGUUGCUGUUCAAGGCCAAAGCAGCGUUAUACCAGAACAAGCGAAAGUGCUUUCCAUUUUUAUCAGAAAGCGUCAUUAUUAGGAUACAAUAAUAAGCUUCACAGGAUUUUUGUUGAAUCUUGAAAUAGUUUCAAACUAUUAACUUGUCCAAACUACUUACUGGUCGUUUCACCUGCCCAAAGAUGCCUUGUUCAUAGCGCAAAGAAAUAUACAGGAUUCUAAAUUAUUAAAAAGAAAGAUGGAGGAUCUUCCACCAAGCUACGGAAGCUUAUUCAACGAACAUAGAAGUGGAUUAAGUUACAUAGAUUUCUUGCCAGGGGUUUUGAAGGAAGGUUUUUUCUGCAACGCAGAGUAUGACAGAUUCGAGAAUGUGAUAGCUCUUGCUAAUGAGUGGUUGAAAUUUAAUCCCCAAUGGAAAAUUAAAACUUGCGAAAGUAUUGAGUUCAAAGAUGGUCGUGGAAGUAUUAAUCCUACAGAAAUGGUUUACUAUGAAAGCACAAAAUAUCGCACCAACUUCAUCAGAGGAUUAAGAUUGUGGUUGCAAAUAUUUCCUCCUGGUGAAGAGAGGGUACAAAAAAUUGGAUACGUAAAUUUGGUACCUGAAGCAGAAGGUACUGAAGGAAUUUUUACCCAUGCUAAAUACGAAACUUUGGAUGAUGUCCUAUUGAAAUUCAACAAUGCUUCUCGCACAUCGCCGCUACCAGGUCGCAUUAUUACUAUAGAGACACAAAACAUGAAGAUAAAAAGUGGUGGUGUAAUCGAUCCGAACCGAUGUAGUUGGACUGAAUACGGUGAACGCUACACGAGAUUCAUCUAUGUAAUCAGAAUAUUUUAUGAAGUCUGUGAACCUUUGUACGAAGAAAUAGGUAUAAAUGAUUUCAUACCAGAUAUUAUAUCCACUAGUUAUUGUGGCUUAUUGCCGAAAUACGAAUAUCUUUCAACAUUGUUCGAAAAAGCAUCCAAUUGGUCUUCAAGUCAGUCCGAUUUGAGAAUCUGCAACCUACAAUCUUUGGAAGUUAAAGUUCAUGAUGGAAUGGUUAAUCCAAAAAAGAUGAGCUACACAGAGCAUGGUAAUCGCAGACUUGCGUUUGCUCGAGUAUUGCGUGUUGCUUACAUACGCCAGCAACCUUUGAACUACACUGCUCCUGUUCACCUAAGCUACAAAUCCUUUGUUCCAGCACAAACAAAACCAGAAACCCUCAUGACUUGCUAUCGACCAACAGCUGAAACUUUGCAAGAAACUAUGCAGAGAGUUUCAAGUUGGAUUCAAGCAACAGGUGCAGAAGUAAUUAAUAUGGAGACAUCUGCAAUACGGCUGAACAGAAAGGGAGCAGUGCACAGUUCCGAAAAGAAUUACUCUUAUGAGACAAAUGCUAAUAGUGAGGCCUAUAUAUUUGUAAUAAGGGCAUAUUUAAAAGGUUCCUAUACCGAACCGUAUGAAGACACUACCACUCCUCUCCGCAGAUUGAUUAACCCUGUUUUUAUUAUAGUAAUUAUUGUAGCAGUGUUUCUAAUAGUUUCUUUGAUCUUGUUUUUGUGUUACUUUAUCCCACAUCAGCUUAUGAAAAAAGAUUUCGAUGAAAAGUUUAAUAAAGCAUUUGAACAUUGAAA
This is a messenger RNA of Parasteatoda tepidariorum (common house spider), 1662 nucleotides long. RefSeq lists its product as uncharacterized. The record is from RefSeq and is a predicted model, not a curated record. NCBI's taxonomy places the organism in Eukaryota, Metazoa, Arthropoda, Arachnida, Araneae, Theridiidae.